Drosophila rhopaloa is the source of this 1646-nucleotide messenger RNA. It is a transcript of the gene Tgt, whose product is annotated as queuine tRNA-ribosyltransferase catalytic subunit. Gene Ontology annotation, cellular component: cytosol. The record is from RefSeq and is a predicted model, not a curated record. The transcript has 2 exons. Gene Ontology annotation, molecular function: tRNA-guanosine(34) queuine transglycosylase activity. The coding region runs from base 86 to 1369 and encodes 427 amino acids. Lineage: Eukaryota; Metazoa; Arthropoda; Insecta; Diptera; Drosophilidae.
GUGGUCACACAGAAUUGUGAUUAAAAACGUGCACCGGCUUUUUCCGCGUAAACAUUACAUAUAAUUUAGAAUAAUUCAUUAAUUAAUGAGUCCCAGCAAGAUUCCUCCGCUGACCUACAAGGUCGUGGCGGAGUGCUCCGUCUCCAAAGCCAGGGCAGGAUUGAUGACCCUAAGGCACAGUGAAGUGAACACUCCAGUUUUCAUGCCUGUUGGAACUCAGGGAACCUUGAAGGGCAUCCUGCCUGACCAACUCAUCGAGCUGAACUGCCAAAUCCUGCUGGGAAAUACCUACCAUCUGGGCUUGCGACCAGGAAUUGAGACUCUCAAGAAAGCUGGCGGUCUCCACAAGUUUAUGGGCUGGCCAAGGGCUAUCCUGACCGACUCCGGUGGCUUUCAGAUGGUUUCCCUGCUGCAGCUGGCCGAGAUCGAUGAGCAUGGAGUGAAUUUCCGCUCGCCCUUCGACAACAGCCAGUGUAUGUUGACCCCAGAGCAUUCAAUUCAAAUACAAAAUGCCAUCGGGGCGGAUAUAAUGAUGCAGUUGGAUGACGUGGUCAAGACGACGACCAUAGGUCCCCGGGUGGAGGAAGCCAUGGAGAGGACUAUUCGCUGGGUGGAUCGCUGCAUCGAGGCACAUGCUCGAGAUGAUGAUCAGUCGCUGUUUCCCAUUGUCCAAGGAGGAUUGGAUGUGCCGCUGCGACAACGUUGCGUAUCCGCCCUGAUGGAGCGUCAAGUUCGAGGAUUUGCCGUCGGAGGAUUGAGUGGUGGCGAGAGUAAACACGACUUCUGGCGAAUGGUAGACGUGUGCACCGGCUAUCUGCCCAGGGACAAGCCCCGCUACCUGAUGGGCGUGGGAUUUGCGGCGGAUUUGGUGGUCUGUGUGGCCCUUGGGAUCGAUAUGUUCGAUUGUGUCUUCCCCACUCGCACAGCUAGAUUUGGUUGUGCCUUGGUGGGCAGUGGACAACUGAACCUCAAGCAGCCAAAGUACAAACUGGACAUGGAACCCAUCGACAAGGAUUGCGAGUGCAGCACCUGCAAGCGAUAUACUCGAUCGUAUCUGCACCACAUUGCCACCAAUGAGAGUGUCUCCUGCUCGUUGUUGAGCAUCCACAAUGUGGCCUAUCAGUUGCGAUUGAUGAGGAGCAUGCGUGAGGCCAUUCAGCGGGAUGAGUUCCCGCAAUUCGUCAGGGAUUUCAUGGCCAGCCACUUCCAAUCCGACCCCAUUCCGGCUUGGAUACGGGAAGCUCUGGCGGCUGUGAAUAUUCAACUGCCGGCGGAUCCGGAGAAGAAUGAUGAACAGGAACAGAAGCCAAAGACAGAGAAGCGCCAGGAGACCGAGGAUCUGGAUAAGGAGCAGGUGGCCACCAGCUAAUACAAUAAUGCAAAAAAACCUAAGCUUGACUAUACACAGUUUUGAUACCCUUAAAGAGGCAUUCGUAUUUAGUUACUAAUGGUUUAAUAAUACCCUUAAUACCCUUAAAUACCUUGAAGACAUUUUAUAUUCAUGAACGAAAUCAUGUACAUAUUUAGUAUAAGAAAAACACAACAUAAAAUUAAGGACAACAAUUUAUAAGAUACAUUUGUACUUAUAUAACUUAAGAAUUAUAGAGUGUAUCUAUAUUUAUUGGAAAUAAACUCUAUAAAUUUUA